Molecule: messenger RNA, 426 nt
Organism: Phaethon lepturus (White-tailed tropicbird)
Lineage: Eukaryota; Metazoa; Chordata; Aves; Phaethontiformes; Phaethontidae
Gene: AP2S1
Product: adaptor-related protein complex 2, sigma 1 subunit
Exons: 4
Biological process (GO): clathrin-dependent endocytosis; intracellular protein transport
Cellular component (GO): intracellular membrane-bounded organelle; membrane coat; AP-2 adaptor complex
Molecular function (GO): clathrin-cargo adaptor activity
Source: RefSeq, a predicted model, not a curated record
AUCCGCUUCAUCCUGAUCCAGAAUCGGGCUGGGAAGACCCGCCUGGCCAAGUGGUACAUGCAGUUCGACGACGACGAGAAACAAAAGCUGAUCGAGGAGGUCCACGCUGUUGUCACUGUCCGUGAUGCCAAACACACCAAUUUUGUGGAGUUCCGCAACUUCAAGAUCAUCUACCGGCGCUACGCGGGGCUUUACUUCUGCAUCUGUGUGGAUGUCACCGACAACAACCUGGCUUACCUCGAAGCCAUCCACAACUUUGUGGAGGUCCUCAAUGAGUAUUUCCACAAUGUCUGUGAGCUUGACUUGGUCUUCAACUUCUACAAGGUCUACACAGUGGUGGACGAGAUGUUCUUGGCUGGGGAGAUCCGGGAGACGAGCCAGACCAAGGUGCUCAAGCAGCUCCUGAUGCUGCAGUCACUGGAGUGA